GGACGGCACGGCCUCGGGGAUGGCGCCGCACGCGCACCUGGCGAUAUACAAGGUCUGUACUCGCAGCCGCUGCUCUAUCAUGGACAUCAUCGCUGGGCUGGACGCCGCCGUCAAGGACGGCGUCGACGUGCUGUCCUUCUCCAUCGGCGCGCAAUCCGGCACGCAGUUCAACUACGAUCCCAUCGCCAUCGCGGCGUUCCAGGCCAUGGAGCGCGGCAUCUUCGUCAGCUGCGCGGCGGGCAACGCCGGUCCGGACCCGGGCUCCGUCGGCAACGGGGCGCCUUGGAUGCUCACCGUCGCGGCCGGCACCAUGGACCGCGCGAUACGCACCACCGUGAGGCUCGGCAACGGCGAGGAGUUCGACGGCGAGUCCCUGUUCCAGCCGGGCAACAACUCCGCCGCGAAGCCGCUUCCGCUCGUGUACCCCGGCGCCGACGGCUCCGACACUAGCCGUGAUUGCAGCGUGCUGCGCGGAGCCGAGGUGAGCGACAAGGUGGUGCUCUGCGAGAGCAGAGGCCUAAACGGCCGCAUCGAAGCUGGCCAGACCGUGUCCGCGUACGGCGGCUUGGGCAUGAUCGUCAUGAACAGAGCAGCCGAAGGGUACACCACCUUCGCCGACCCGCAUGUCCUCCCUGCGACGCACCUGAGCUACGAUGCCGGGACCAAGAUCGCGGCCUACAUUAACUCCACGGCCAACCCGACGGCGAGCAUCGCGUUCAAGGGCACAGUCAUGGGCGCGCUGCCGGCGCCGGCCGUUACGUUCUUCUCGUCCCGAGGUCCGAGCAAGGCCAGCCCGGGCAUCCUGAAGCCGGACAUCACGGGGCCCGGCAUGAACAUACUCGCGGCGUGGGCGCCGAGCGAGUCGCACACGGAGUUCUCCGACGGGGGCGUCGGCCUGUCUUUCUUCGUGGAGUCUGGCACGUCCAUGUCGACGCCGCACCUGAGCGGCAUCGCCGCACUCAUCAAGAGCCUGCACCCGGACUGGUCACCGGCGGCGAUCAAAUCGGCGAUCAUGACGACGUCGGACGCAGUGGACCGCACCGGCGUGCCCCUCAAGGACGAGCAGUACCGCCACGCCACCUUCUACGCCAUGGGCGCGGGCUACGUCAACCCCGCGCUCGCCUUCGACCCCGGCCUAGUCUACGACCUCCACGCCGACGACUACCUCCCCUACCUCUGCGGCCUCGGCCUCGGCGACGAGGGCGUUACCGAGAUCGCUCACCGCCCGGUCACCUGCGCCAACCUCAAGGCCACCACCGAGGCAGAGCUGAACUACCCGUCCCUCGUCGUCAACCUGCUGGCCCAGCCGAUCACGGUCAACCGCACGGUGACCAACGUCGGGAAGCCGAACUCCGUGUACACCGCCGUGGUGGACAUGCCCAAAGACGUGUCGGUGACGGUGCAGCCGCCGAUGCUGCGGUUCACGGAGGCCAAGGAGAAGCAGAGCUUCACGGUGACGGUGCGGUGGGCGGGGCAGCCGAGCGUCGCCGGCGCCGAGGGCAACCUGAAGUGGGUCUCCGAUGACCACAUCGUGCGGAGCCCCAUUGUGGUUCCGCCCAAGGCCGCGUAGUAAUUCUGCGACCGGCAGCAUGUAUAGCUAGCUAGUAGCAUCGGGUAGGCUGCUGCGCUUCCGUGGUUUUGCGCAGGCUGCAUGCAAACUGGAGCGAUUUUGUUCUGUAAAUAGCGCGAAUCAAUAAAAAUGUGUCUCCAGAA
This is a messenger RNA of Triticum aestivum (bread wheat), 1713 nucleotides long. RefSeq names its product subtilisin-like protease 4. The record is from RefSeq and is a predicted model, not a curated record. The transcript has a single exon. Gene Ontology annotation, biological process: proteolysis. Lineage: Eukaryota; Viridiplantae; Streptophyta; Magnoliopsida; Poales; Poaceae. Bases 20 to 1570 code for a protein of 516 amino acids. Gene Ontology annotation, molecular function: serine-type endopeptidase activity.